Molecule: messenger RNA, 3436 nt
Organism: Pocillopora damicornis (cauliflower coral)
Lineage: Eukaryota; Metazoa; Cnidaria; Anthozoa; Scleractinia; Pocilloporidae
Product: SWI/SNF complex subunit SMARCC2
Biological process (GO): cell projection morphogenesis
Cellular component (GO): synapse
Molecular function (GO): protein binding
Source: RefSeq, a predicted model, not a curated record
GCAAUAUAUGCACUUUUGUUUCGCUUGAAACAAUAAACCAACAUGGCGGCACGGAAAAAGGAUGGCGCUCCUGAUUGGAAAUACUACGAAUCUCUCGAUACUAUUGCUCUCUUUGAACCGGUCAAGCAGUAUCUGCUGAAAAACUGUAAAAAGUAUGUGCAAGUGGAACCACCUACGAAUAAAGCUCUCGCUACACUUACAGCACAGCUGCUACAAUUUCAAGAAGAUAACUUUGGCAAGGAUGUUAGCAAGCAGGCACUUUUGACUAAACUACCAAUGAAGAUGUUCAUGGAUUACUCUUCAGGUGGCAGUCUAUGUGUUAUCUUUGCAAAUGUAUUUAAGACCAAGAUGGAGCAAGGAUGGAGGAGAUUUGACUUCCAGUCUCCAUCACGAAUGGAUAGAAAUGUGGAGCUCUUCUUGAACAUGGAAAAGGCAUUAAGAGAGGCUAAACUUUUGAGCGUGCCAAAUGUGUUCAUUACACCAGAAGUGGAUCCACGACUUGCUGCCAAAUUAAAGGAUAUUGUCAAGAGGCACAAUGGUGCUAUAACAGAAGACAGAUCAGAAGCAAGUCAUGUUGUUUAUGGCCCUCCUCCACCUUUUCCCGAAGAGGAGUGGCUGAGGCCUCUGCUAAGACAAGACAAACAAGUUCUAGUACAUUGGUGGUACUACCCAGACAGCUAUGACACCUGGGUGCCAUCAAGUGACAUCGAAGAUGAGCCUCAGCCAGAGCCCCAACACCAGGGACCCUGGCAGGUGAAUGCUCGUUGGUUGACAGAUCUUGAUGUUUUCAAUGAGUGGAUGAAUGAGGAAGAUUAUGAGUUAGCUGAUACAGAUGGCUCUGGCAACAAAAGAGAAACAUCCCCAGCAUUAGGAAAAACAAGAAGAAAAAGCUUAAGAACAGGUGCCAGUUCUGAUGAGCAACCAGGCAGUCCUGAUGGAGGUUAUGUGAGGGCAGUUAAUAAACCCACUUGUAAGAAUAAUCCAUUUUUCUGGAAAUCUAAGAAAAGAAAGAGAUCCCCAUCACCUGAUCUAAAGAAGAAAAAGAAAAUAAUAUAUUUUCUUGAUAGAGUGGGACCAGCAAAUCCGAAGAAAAAAUCUGGAAAAGAGGAGGAAAAUGACAGUGACGAUGCUACUAAAGAUCUUCCUGAUCCAUCACCCAUUCCCAAUGUUGAAGAAGUCUCUGCUUCGAGUACCUCAGGCUCCAAGGGAAAAGAAGCUGAUCUACAACCUUUGAAAGGAAAUUCAUUGACGGACAUUUCAGAUUCAGGAAAGCCAGAGGGUGCCGAUGUGGAAGAAAUGGAGACCGAAAGUCAAGCGGAUACACAAGAUCAACCCGAAGACAGUACAGAGCAGUCUGCGCCUGCCUCACCUUCAUCCAGCCAGACGAAAGAUGGAAUCUUCAAAGAACCGCUUGUCCUGCAAGACACAGAAGCUCACGAUGAGAACCUUACGGAGCAGACGCAUCACAUCAUCAUACCCAGUUACGCCUCUUGGUUUGACUACAACAGUGUCCACGCCAUUGAAAGAAGAGCCCUGCCGGAGUUUUUCAACGGAAAAAACAAAUCCAAGUCUCCUGAAGUGUAUCUGGCUUGCCGAAACUUUAUGCUCGAUGCUUAUCGACUGAAUCCAACGGAAUAUCUGACUGCUACAGCUUGCCGGCGAAAUCUAUGCGGUGAUGUGUGUGCGAUUGUGAGGAUCCAUGCCUUCUUGGAGCAGUGGGGUCUGAUCAAUUAUCAAGUAGACGCAGAUGGCCGUCCGGCGCCUAUGGGGCCACCUUCUACAUCUCACUUCCAUGUGUUAGCAGAUACUCCUGCGGGUUUACAGCCUUUGCAACCUGCGAAAGCACAGAUUCCUGCCUCCCAACAAAUCAUCCAAUUCAAAGAUGACCUGGGAGGAAAAGAGACUUAUAAGAGCGGUGUGACAGGAGCAAACUUUGGCCUUCGUUCAGACCAGUACCUAUCUAAAAAGAGUCAAAAGGCUGCAACAGCCACAAAGGAGUGGACGGAACAAGAGACACUCCUCCUUUUAGAGGGCCUGGAAAUGUUCAAAGACGACUGGAACAAGGUGGCUGAACAUGUCGGAACACGAACUCAAGAUGAAUGUAUCUUGCACUUCCUUAGGCUUCCGAUAGAAGACCCGUACCUUGAGGAUGUACAGUUGGGUCCCUUAUCACACCAGCCCACGCCGUUCAGUCAGCAGGGUAACCCUAUCAUGUCUACUGUAGCUUUUCUUGCUUCUGUUGUGGAUCCUCGGGUCGCCAGUGCUGCUGCUAAAGCUGCUCUAGAGAAGUUCUCUGAGAUGAAGGACGAGAUACCGCAGUCAGUUAUUGACAGCCAUGUUAAGAAUGCUGCAAAUGCACGAGCGGAGAAAGUGAAGCAAGAAAACUCAGACGAAAGCAAAGAAGAAACACCACAACCCAUGGAAGUGAAUGGAAGCCAGGCAACUGUCCCCGAGGGAGGAGAGACACGAGCUCAAGAUGCAAAGGCGGAAGAGUCUUCCGAGCCAAGUAGCCAAGCGCAGAACGGCGAGAAAACACCGGCUAUAAACGAAGAAAACAUCGCGAAGGCGGCGGCUUCAGCCCUAGCAGCCGCUGCAGUCAAAGCAAAGCAUCUGGCGCAGGUUGAGGAGCGGAAGAUCAAGAGUCUUGUAGCGCUUCUUGUGGAGACUCAGAUGAAGAAACUGGAAAUUAAACUGCGCCACUUUGAAGAACUUGAAACCAUCAUGGACCGUGAACGAGAAGCGUUGGAAUAUCAGCGUCAACAGCUACUUGCUGAACGACAACAAUUCCAUCAAGAACAACUGAAGGCCGCCGAGCUGCGCGCUCGAGCUUCUGCCGGUCACCUUUCCCCGUCAGCUGCCUCUCCUGCGCAGCUGCAACCACAACCACAGACAUCCCAACCUCAGCUGCAGAUCCCACCACAGCAGCAACAACAGCAACAACAACAACAGCAGCAGCAGGCACAGGCACAUCAACAGCCAAAGCUUAGGCAUUCGCAGCAAGCCCCGCCCACGGCUCCUCAUCCAGGUGCCACCAGCCAAGCGCCACAAGUCGCCAGCCCCGCGCCACAAGUUGCAGGUAACAGUCAGCCUGGCGGAUCCAAUCCACCGUCCGCCUCUGCCUCACCAGCUCCAGUAAUGAAUCCUGGCUCUGUUCCUCAGAUGGGCUCCCAUCCUCAUUCUGGAUGCAGUACCCCGGUGUCAUUCAUGGGAUCGAAUGCUGCCUCCCCUGCAUCAGCCCCGAGUACCCCCAGUAACGCCCCCUUACCUCAUGCUGCCGCUGGCCAGGUCGCUCACGGGCCCGCGGACAAUGCGGUUUCGAGCCCAGUUCCCCCGAACCAAAGCAUGAUGGAUUAAUAACAAAAGAGAAAAACAUUUGUCAAUUGUUUAUUUUCUUUGAUGCUAGUUUGUGUAGUUUGUUUCUUUGUGAAGUAUUAAA